Fusarium vanettenii 77-13-4 is the source of this 6330-nucleotide messenger RNA. RefSeq lists its product as uncharacterized. Gene Ontology annotation, biological process: calcium ion import across plasma membrane. Bases 1 to 6330 code for a protein of 2109 amino acids. NCBI's taxonomy places the organism in Eukaryota, Fungi, Ascomycota, Sordariomycetes, Hypocreales, Nectriaceae. Gene Ontology annotation, cellular component: membrane; voltage-gated calcium channel complex. The transcript is spliced from 4 exons. The record is from RefSeq and is a predicted model, not a curated record. Gene Ontology annotation, molecular function: calcium ion binding; high voltage-gated calcium channel activity.
AUGUCUUCACACCCUUGGGAUCAGGACGGCCGUCCUGCACGCCGCCAGUCGAUUCCUUUGCAGAAUUUAGAUGGAUCUCAUCACGAUAGCCAACCCCCUCAAGGUGCUGGGCUCUCGGGCCAACACCUAGGCCUGUCUACUUCUCCCAACAUCGGCCAAACAGCAGGCAACUUGCCCGGCAUCUCGACCUAUUGGGAUCAGCCCUACGAUCGAUUCGACGAUGAUGUUAGUCCAGCGUCGCCGAUUGACCCGAUGGCCUUACAGGCCGCUCUCCCUCCGGGGAUGGAUGACCAUGCACCAUCCGCGCCGAUAAUACCAUCUACUCCAGUCCGCACCUACCCUCCCGCUCCAUACGUCGAAGAUGCGCCGAGCGCUGAGUACGCCGAGUCUGACCGAAUUCCUCUUACCUCUGGUGCCGAACCCAUAUCUGGCUCUUUGUCUGCCAACAACUUCGAUGAAAGACCACGGGAUAGCUUCCAGACGGUGUCGAGCAUCGAAAACAGCCCGGCACGGGGGCGAGAUACAAGAAGCCUUGGGCAAGAGCUGAGCGCCAGCUUUGGAUCUCCUCGACACCGCAGCUAUGGCGCUUCUUUGAACCCAAACGAAUACCGGCGGUCUCGAUCUCCGUCCACAUCGGGAGCCCUCUCGCGCGCUGGAUCUAUUGUCCGUGCGAUGUCACAACGAGUUGUCAACAUCAGCGGAGAAAGUGAAGUGAUUGAUCAUCGAGCUUCGAGGCAUCGUUCACGGUCCCCCAAUGGACUCGAACGCAAUAGUCACCGGGACACUGCCACUUCAAUGCUUGUCGACACCUCAUACCAGUCACAACUACAUCGUUCUCCAAGUGAGAAGUCGAGUAAUUCUCACUUCGAUGUAUCUGAAGCCGUUGUGGCAGACCUCCCGAGGCAGCCACCUCCCAAUCCUCUGAAGGGAAAGUCAUUGGGAAUCUUCUCGCCGGAUAACCCUUUGAGACUUCGACUUUGCGAUCUUCUAGUUAACCCAUUUACCGAGCCUUUCUUGCUGCUUUUGAUCGUUCUGCAGGCUAUCCUGCUUGCCGUUGAAGCUGCUCCAGACGUAUUCGCCGACGGGAAUGGACGCCCAGAUAGAUGGGGCAAGCAUGGUAUCGACUGGGCCAUGCUCGCGCUAUUCAUCAUCUUCACCCUCGAGAUCAUUUCACGUAUCAUCGUGUCUGGUUUUGUUCUAAACGCCGCCGAGUACAGCACGAUUGAUCGUAAACGUGGGGUCAGAGCAGCUAUUGCAGACCAGUAUCGUGCUGUUUUUCAGCCUGAGCGGCAGAAGUCGGUCAAGAAGACAUCACAACUCCAUUUUGAACCCUCUGCAAUUUCACGAUCCUUUACAACUUUCAUGCAGGGGCCGCAAUCUUUACCCCAGACUCUGGAGGACCAGCAACGGCAACAACUCGCUCGCCGAGCGUUUCUUCGUCAUUCCUUCAACCGAUUCGACUUUGUUGCUGUUGUCUCGUAUUGGAUCACUUUUUUCUUGAGCAUUACUGGUCUUGAGACUAAGCACAACCUCUACGCUUUCCGAAUGCUCAGUUGUCUCCGAAUCUUGAGACUGUUGGCCCUGACAAAUGGCACUGCUAUCAUCCUUAAAAGUCUCAAGAAAGCAACACCGCUACUCGUUCGCGUGGCGUUUCUGAUCACUUUCUUUUGGCUGCUCUUUGCUAUUAUUGGAGUGCAGAGUUUCAAGGCAAGCUUGAGCCGCCAAUGCGUCUGGAUUGACCCCCUCGACCCUACCAACCUGACGGCUUCGUAUACCAACGAGGAAGCUUUCUGCGGUGGCUUCCUGGACAACAGAACUGGCGAACCUUGGCCGUGGCAAAAAUUCAAUCAGUCCGAGUCGUUAACAGAUCUCAUGAACGGGACCAAUGAGGGGAAAGGGUUUCUAUGUCCUCGUGGCUCUAUAUGUCUUCAGCAAAGCAACCCGUUCAACGGCACAGUCAACUUUGACAAUAUUUUCAACUCCCUGGAACUUGUCUUUGUUAUUAUGAGCGCCAACACCUUCUCUGAUCUCAUGUAUUACACCAUGGGCUCGGAUUACUUUCAAGCUGCCCUGUUCUUCGGCGCGGGCAUCAUGAUCAUGAUGCUUUGGCUUACAAACCUGUUAAUUGCUGUUAUCACCUCUUCCUUUCAGGUCAUUCGUGAAGAGAGCAAGGCGAGUGCCUUUACAGUUGAUCGGGAGCCAUCUGGACAGUCUCGUUCUGAUGAGAGACUUCGGCGCACAUCUUCACUGCAGCGCAUCUACGACAAAACACGGCCAAUCUGGAUUCUCAUCAUCACUUUUGGAUUGAUAUGCCAAGCCUGCCGCAGUGCGGACAUGUCAAGAAACAGAGAACGCUUUAUCAACAACGCUGAAAUCGCUGUCACUAUAUUCCUCGAUAUGGAGAUGAUCCUUCGCUUCGCAGCUGAUUGGAAUUAUUUUCACAAAAGCUGGCGCAAUCUCUUCGACCUUGGCCUUGCAAUUAUUACUUCCGUCAUUUUGAUCCCACCCAUUCGUCAUACGAGAGCAUACGCCUGGCUAACGGUUUUCCAAAUCCUGCGGGUCUACCGAAUCGUCAUGGUCAUCCCCGUAACUCGAGAGCUCAUUCUACUCGUUCUGGGCAACGCAGCCGGUAUCGGCAACCUCAUGUUCUUUGUCUUCCUUGUAACGUUCUUGGUCGCAAUCUUCGCCGUCCAGCUGUUCAGAGGCGAGAUUCCCGUUUACGAAAAUGGCGACCUGAAUCGCAUUUCGUUCUACACCAUGUUCAACUCCUUCUUGGGCAUGUACCAAGUCUUGACGAGUGAAAACUGGACGGAGAUUCUCUACACGGUCACUUCCUACACAAGAUGGAAGAACACCUCGUGGAUCGGGGCUAUCCUACUCGUCGGCUGGUUCAUCGUUGCAUUCUUCAUUCUCGUCAACAUGUUCAUUGCUGUCAUUCAGGAAAACUUUGACGUGUCUGAGGAUGAGAAGCGCCUACAACAGGUCAAGGCCUUCCUUCAAAGGAGAGACCUUGGCACUUCCUCCAGUAACUUGGCACUUUCUACUAUCUUUGGGUUUUCAAGAUCGCGCAGGAACAAAGAUCCACUUGAUUAUGGACCGGCGACCGUGGAAAUGCUCCUCAAAGAUGCCGUGGUCCGCGAAUUUCUGGACGAUCAGAUGAAUCCUCAACGAUCCCGAGCUCCAACGGGCCCCAUGAGAAGCGCUACGACUUUGUUGGGUGGUGAAAUCAAGCCAGGGCGUCUCUCCGCCAUCUGGACAAAGGUAAAGAGACUGUUCACUAACGAUGAACCUAACCCAUUCUACUCAAACCUGCGUUUUGAUGGCGAGAACGAAACGUCAGACCCUCGACAGAUGGCUGAACAGGCAAUGUCUGCUACGAUGACUCGAAGGAGAGCUCAGCGGGAGUACCUUGUCAAGUAUCCCAGCUACAACACCUCCCUCUACUUGUUUGCGCCCACAAACCGCCUGCGUCGUCUUUGCCAAAGGGUUGUUGGACCAGCUCGAGGCCCUGAACGCAUAGAUGGAGUUGUGCCUGAUACCUUUCUAUGGUACACUUUCACCAUAUUCAUCUACGCAGCAAUCGUGGCAAUGGUGGUCCUGGCAUGUGUCACUACUCCCCUUUAUCAGAAGGAGUACCAGGAACAGCACGCUUUUAGCUUCAGGAAUUGGUACAUUUGGACAGACAUGGCAUUUGCCAUUAUCUUCACUCUUGAGGCUGGUAUCAAGAUCAUUGCGGAUGGGCUGCUAUGGACACCAAACGCAUACCUGCGUAGCUCCUGGGGAUUCAUGGACGCCGUGGUGCUGAUCACUCUCUGGAUCAAUGUCGUCACGCUACUCAUCAAUGACGGCGCGAUUUCUAGAGCCAUCGGAGCAUUCAAAGCUCUCCGAGCACUUCGACUCUUGAACGUCAGUAACAGUGCCCGAAACACUUUCCACGAUCUUAUUAUUGUUGGCUGGUGGAAAAUUCUAGGUGCUGCCGCUGUGUCCCUGUCCCUGCUGAUCCCGUUCGCCAUCUAUGGACUCAACCUGUUCAACGGCCUCUUGGUGACCUGCAACGAUGACGGCGAUGGAAUCGAGACCAUGGCCGAUUGUUAUGGCGAGUACACAAGCGCGCCGUUCAGUGAUGAAUGGGAAAUGCUCGCCCCCCGAGUUGCUGCAAACCCUUUCUUCAACUUUGACGACUUUGGCUCAUCACUGUUCAUCCUCUUCCAGAUUGUCAGUCAGGAGGGAUGGACGGAUGUAUCCUUUGCGGCCCAGGCGAUCACUGGUCUGAACAAGCAGCCUCAGCAGCUGGCCUCACAGGGCAAUGCCGUUUUCUUUAUUGUGUUCAACCUGUUGGCAACUGUCUUCGUGCUUACUCUGUUCAUCUCCGUCUUCAUGCGUAAUUACACGGAGCAGACAGGUGUGGCUUACUUGACGGCUGAUCAACGAUCCUGGCUUGAGCUGCGAAAGAUCUUGCGGCAGAUCUCCCCAUCCAAGAGUUCAUAUGAUGACUCGGAGGCGAGUUGGAAGAAGUGGUGUCACAAGAGAGCCAUUGAAAAGAAGGGCAAGUGGUACCAGACCAUCACAAUCACCCUCGUCCUGCACUUGAUCGUGCUGGUAUCAGAGUUCGCCUCGGAGCCAGAGUGGUGGACGAGAGCUCGUGACUUUGUCUUCUUUGCCUUCAUUCUCGCAUACACAGCCAACAUCACAAUCCGUAUCAUUGGACUGGGCUGGGCCCGAUUCCGCCGAAGCUCUUGGGAUCUAUAUUCUCUGUUCAUUGUGUUUGGAGCCUUUGUUUCGACUCUUGCGCUCCUUAUCUCAGACACCAGAGUGGAAACUUACGUCCAGCUGCAUAAGGUGUUCUUGGUCGCAAUUGUCUUGCUCCUGAUCCCUCGCAACGAUGCCCUCGACCAGCUGUUCAAAACAGCGGCGGCUAGUUUGACGGUGAUUGGUAACCUGCUGGCGACCUGGCUUGUGUUCUUCCUCGUCUUUGCCAUUGCAAUGACCCAAGCUUUCAGUUUGACGCGGUUUGGCGAAGACGGAACCAACAAUAUCAACUUCCGAACCGUCCCCAAAGCCUUGAUCCUGCUUUUCAGGAUGAGUCUCGGUGAGGGAUGGAACCAAGUCAUGGAAGACUACGCCAACAUUGAGCCGCCACUGUGUGUUGACGAGGAUAGAUUCUUCGACAGCGACUGUGGCAGCAAAUCAUGGGCCAGAAUCCUCUUCAUUUUCUGGAACAUUGUCAGCAUGUAUAUCUUUGUCAACCUCUUUGUGUCUCUCAUCUAUGAGAGCUUCAGUUACGUGUACCAGCGUUCGAGCGGUAUGUCAGCGGUUGACCGAGACGAAAUCCGGCGAUUCAAGGAGGCAUGGCGCAGCGUCGACCCGGCGGGUACGGGAUACAUCACGAAGGCGGCUUUCCCUCGCUUGCUGGGCGAGCUCUCUGGAAUCUUUCAGAUGCGCAUCUACGACCCCGAGGACAGCGUUGGCUCAAUUCUUGAGGAUAUCCGCAACGAAACAAAACUGACGCACCACUCAUCCAUCGCGACAACGAGUGCGUUCAGUGGAAUUGACCUGGACAAGCUCAACCAGCGCCUGGCCCGUCUAGAUGUCGAAAAGAUUCGACACAAGCGCCGCCAGUUCAAGACGUUUUACGAAGAAGUUCUGGUGACUGCAGACCCAGACCGCGGCAUUUCGUUUACAAGCGUGCUUAUGAUACUGGCUCAUUACAACAUCAUUAGCGACAACAAGAGCUUGAGGCUGGAAGAAUUCUUGCGACGUCGGGCACGACUUCAACGUGUAGACGACCAGGUCCGGCGAGGUGUAGUUUUGGGCUUCUUUGAUACUCUAUACUAUUCAAGGCAGUUCAAGAAACACAUGCAGCGUAAGCACUCGGCACGCAUGACGGCAAUUCCACGACUGGACAUUCCCGAGAUUCUGGUCGAGAAUGACUUGAGCGACGACGAGGGAGCUGGAAGAGCACCACGUUCUCCUCUGUCACCAGGGUCACGCAGGUCAAGCGUUGACGCAGGGGAGCCACGGAACUGGCUGGGAUCUGUGGAUCUAUCAUUACACGACAUGUCGUGGAGUCACCCUCUCAGCUUCCCCAGAGCGGCACCGCCAUCGCCGACUGCUCCAACAAGUCAGCCCACAGCUUUCAGCUUUGAGAUUGAGGAGGAUGAUCCUCACGACCAACCGGCAGCACCAGCACCAACUUCGAUGCCAUCAGCACGUGAGAGCCAACACAACAACCCCCCACAAGUCUCGGGAAUGCUAGACGGAUCAGUCUGGGGCGAGAGCAUGCUACGCAGAGCGACAGUCCGUAGAGCAGAGAACCGAGGAUCACGCUAG